Perkinsus marinus ATCC 50983 is the source of this 166-nucleotide messenger RNA. RefSeq lists its product as hypothetical. Lineage: Eukaryota; Perkinsozoa; Perkinsida; Perkinsidae. The annotation marks the transcript as partial. The transcript has a single exon. The record is from RefSeq and is a predicted model, not a curated record.
GUGACUUCCCCUUCGAGUAAGGAAAGUGAUGAGGACAAUGGUGAGCUCGUCCAGCAAAAUGACCUGACCAUAUUCGGCGCGGACGCUACUAUGCUCGGGGAGACCUUUCGUGGCAGCAAUCGGGGUUCAUCCUCAUCUAGUAAUAAGCCCAGAAGUCGAACUGCAA